CCCCCUGCGAUGGCGGCGCUCGUGGCUGCGCCGACUGCGGCGCGCUCUCCGCCCCGGCCGAGCUCGGCCCGGCAGCGCUGAAGCGGCCUGGGGAGCGGCUGGCGCGGCCCAUGUCCUCCCAGGGGGCGGAGGAGCCCGAGCCGCCCACCCGUGCUGCUGCGGCGAGGGAGGCGGCUCCGGCGGCGGCCGCUCCGCAUUGUGCGCCGCGCGGUAGCGGCGGGAGCAGCAGCUUGGCGAGCGAGAGCGGCGGCCCGGCCCGGCGGGAGCCCCCUUUGCCGCCCCUCGCCCGCCAGCCCAGCCCCAUGAAGGAGCCGGGCGGCCCCGGGGCAGCGGGCGGCGGCGGGGAGGGAGCCGCCGCCGCUUCUCCGGAAGGCAAGGAGGGCACAGGAGGGGCCGUCGCCCCCGCCACGGGGGCGCAGAUUGAGGGCGGCAGCAACGGCAGCGGCGGCAGCAGCGUCAAUGUUGGGACAAGAGCCUCUGUGGGCAGAGAGCGCUUGAAGAGGACCCAGAAGAUUAUGAAAGCAGAAGGUUGCGAUUCAGCCAUGCCUCAAGCAUCGCCUAGUGAGGAUGCGGCAGCAAUGACCGAGGUGAAGGUGAAGACGGAAGUCCCGGAUGACUACAUUCAGGAGGUGGUCUGGCAGGAUGACCCAAAAGAGCCGAAGAAGAAAGGUGGCGGGGUAGCCGAGGUGCCUGCAGAAAUUUGUGUGGUGAUUGGUGGGGUCCGCAACCAGCAGACUCUCGGGUCAUAUGAGUGCGGAAUAUGCGGAAAGAAAUAUAAGUACUACAAUUGUUUCCAGACCCAUGUUCGAGCGCACAGAGACACAGAAGCGGCAUCAGGCGAAGGAGCCUCCCCGGGGAAUAACUUUAGGUACACGUGUGACAUUUGUGGGAAGAAGUACAAAUACUACAGUUGCUUCCAAGAGCACAGAGACCUGCAUGCGGUGGAUGACCCCUACGAUCAAGCAAUGAUUGCCAAGGAGGAGGUGAAAGAAGAGGAGCCCGAGCCCUUUCAGAAGAUUGGUCCAAGUAUGAUUGAUCGAGUUUGCAACUUAAAAACAGGCAACUAUACCUGUGAAUUCUGUGGCAAGCAGUACAAGUACUACACGCCAUACCAGGAACAUGUGGCCCUUCACGCACCAAUCAAGUACUCUCGAUCUCCACUCUUCGUGGCUGUGAAGACCCAGGCGAGCCAAUCGGGCAAAAAAACGCCGACGGCGCCCAUAAUCCGGUGCUCCACCCUCCUCCACCGCACUCCCUCCGGUAUCCCACCGGCGGCAUCCCCGUCACAGACGUUCCGCGCUCCAAAUUCUGGAUCCCCAGGAAGCAAGGCCACCACAGCAGAAAGUGCUUUCAGUCGAAGAGUGGAAAGCAAACUGCAAAACAACUUUGAAGAAACUAACAGCAGCUCCCAGAACUCCAGUGAAACCGCCAGUCCUCUGGUUUCAAAUCCUUUACCGCUUUUGCAAAAGCCAUACACCUGUGGGGCCUGUGGCAUCCAGUUCCAGUUCUACAACAAUCUCCUUGAGCACAUGCAGUCUCACGCAGCUGACAAUGAAAACAACAUUGCCUCAAACCAGCCCAGGUCACCUCCAGCUGUGGUGGAAGAGAAGUGGAAGCCGCAGCCACAGAGGAACAACUCCAACAACACAUCAGCUGGCAGCUCCCUCCUGAACAGCCCCAUCCCGGAGAAGGAGCGGCAGAACAUAGCAGAGCGGCUGCUGAGGGUGAUGUGCGCUGAUCUGGGGACGCUGAGUGUGGUGAGCGGCAAAGAAUUUGUUAAACUGGCGCAAAGUCUUGUUGACAACGGUGCUCGCUAUGGCGCCUUCUCCGUUACGGAGAUCCUUGGCAACUUCAACACGCUAGCCCUCAAGCACUUGCCCCGGAUGUACAACCAGGUGAAAGUGAAGGUCACCUGCGCUCUUGGCAGCAAUGCCUGCUUGGGCAUUGGCGUCACCUGUCACUCGCAGAGCAUUGGCCCCGAUUCCUGCUACAUUCUGACGGCAUACCAGGCGGAAGGCAGCUGCAUCAAGAGUUACGUCCUUGGGAUCAAAGGGGUGGACAUUCGUGAUAAUGGGGAUUUGGUCCACCACUGGGUGCAAAACGUGCUUUCCGAGUUCGUUAUGUCUGAGAUCCGGACCGUGUACGUCACAGACUGCAAGGUGAACUCCUCUGCGUUUUCCAAGGCGGGCAUGUGUUUGCGUUGUUCUGCGUGUGCCUUGACCUCCGUAGUGCAGAGCGUGCUUAACAAGCGCACCCUCCAAGCACGCAACAUGCACGAGGUCAUUGAGCUGCUGAAUGUCUGUGAGGACCUGGCGGGCUCUGCAGGGAUCUCCAAGGAGACCUUUGGCUCCCUGGAGGAGACCUCCCCUCCCCCCUGCUGGAACUCCAUCACGGACUCUCUGCUGCUUGUCCACGAACGCUAUGAGCAGAUCUGCGAGUUUUAUAGCCGGGCCAAGAAGCUAAACCUUAUCCAGAACCUCAACAAGCACCUGCUGAGCAACCUAGCGGCCAUCCUGGCUCCGGUGAAACAAGCCGUCAUUGAACUGAGCAACGAGAGCCGGCCAACGUUGCAGCUGGUGCUGCCUACCUACGUGAAACUGGAGAAACUCUUCACCUCAAAGGCCAACGACGCGGGCAUUGUCAGCAAGUUGUGCCACCUUUUCCUGGAAGCCCUGAAGGAGAACUUUAAGGUGCACUCGGCUCACAAGGUGGCCAUGAUUCUAGACCCUCAGCAGAAACUGCGCCCAGUCCCCCCUUAUCAGCACGAAGAGAUCAUUGGCAAGGUGUGUGAGCUGAUCCACGAGGUGAAGGAAUCUUGGGCCGAGGAGCCCGAUUUCGAGCCCGCCUCCAAAAAAUCUCGGACCUCGAGUGAGAGUUCUCCGACUCGGGAGGAAGACCGGUCGGGCAAAAGCGAGGUCUAUGAUUACUUGCAAGAGCCCCUUUUUCAGGCGGCCCCUGACCUCUUCCAGUACUGGUCCUGCGUGACGCAGAAGCAUACCAAGCUGGCCAGACUGGCCUUCUGGCUCCUGGCAGUGCCCGCUGUGGGGGCCAGAAGCAACUGCGUCAACAUGUGCGAACAAGCCCUCCUGAUUAAGAGGCGGAGACUGCUGAGCCCUGAGGAUAUGAACAAGCUCAUGUUCUUGAAGUCCAACAUGCUUUAAAACGAGGGGGGGGUGCCCUUCCAGAACACGUCCCCGCCACACGCAAACACUGUUCCAAAUCCAGAAUCCACUGUGGACCUCAUUCGGAACACCCUGGGAAAUAAAAAGUGCUUUUGAUAUACAUAUUGAUACCUCUAUAUUAAUAUGUAUAUAAAAAGCUCAAUGGAAAGGAAUGCGGGUGAGAAGAACACAUAUGCUAGAAACACACUCCUUCCUUUAGAUUUCUGUGUGAACUUGAUAAAACCUCAUGUUUUGAAGAGGGCAGGCCAGUUAGUCUGGGGUCUUUAGGCAGCUGAGUUUCUAAAUUAACUUGAAUGGUUGUUUCAUUAUUACUCUUUUCAGAAAUAACACCCCCCACCCCCCAACAGCCAACCUUCUGUUUUCCUUCCCCUCUUUGGAGCCCUGAUGCCAGGGACAGCCAGCCUUGUUGAUCUCUGCCAGUUUUUGGGCCCACUGGAUGGCUCCUCCUAUGAGCCGGUGUCCCCUCAGGGGUACUCAAGGUUUCCUCUUGGCAACAUAAAACAUGACCUGUUUGCAGGCAGCUGUCCUUCAGAAACAGGAAUGGAGACUUGAAGAAUUAAAAAGAAAAAAUUCCAGGAGAAAAAAGAUACCUGACUUCGAUACCAGUGACUUGACUACUCUUAAGGAAAAAAAAAAAGAGGGUGGUGGUGGUGGUGAUUAAAACCUGAAAGAAUAUUUUGCAGAAAAGAAUGUUCAAUCCUGCUGUUAAAGUCCCCACUAGCCACUCUGCCUAAACUGGGUGGCAUUUAGGUUUCUGUCCGUUGGCUUGGGAAGAGGCGCAGGGAGGCUUUUUGUGUCCCCUCAAAAUGCUGGCCAUAAAGCAUCAGUAGGAAGCUCUUCCCUGCCAGGCAGCCUGCUCCACACCUGUCCAUCUCCCAGCCUUCAGAGACAUUUUGCUAUGUAAGAACUUCUUUUGAUACUCUUGCCCAGUUCCCACGUUCAGAGCAAUAGUUGACUUGAGGCAGUUGUCCUUUGAGCAUCGCAUUUCUGGCUUCACUCCUGGCGAGGAGGCGGAAGGUAAGAGCACAGCCGAGGUGCUGCGGUUCUGCCUGGGCUGCUGGCACGCCUCUUCUGGGGCCUGGUGGUUUCUCUUGGGUUGCACCUGGUGGUGGCGGUGGUGGUGUUUUGGUUAGGCAGACCCAAACUGCAGCAUCUUCUUCUUCUUCUUCUUCUUCACUUCUCCUCCUCCUCCUCCUCCUCUUCUUCCUCUUCGCCUUCGUCUCCUCCUCCUCCUCCUCCUAAGUAUUGUUGGCAAGAGGAACGGAAGGGAUUACCCAGUUUUGCCUGCUGCCCGUGGAGGUGCUCCUCAUCCUGCCAGCAGCAGAAGGGAUGAUGCUCCUUGUGGGGUGGGGCACACACCGCCUGGCCCUCAGUUGAGCCAUCCCGGUAUGGCUUAGGAGAGACCCGUCCCAUUUCUCUUCCCUUUCAUGCCAGCUGCCAGCCAGACAACUGUUGGAGACCCCUGAAAGGGGCUUAGACUGUGACCCUGCCUGUACUCCAGCCCUGCUGCCCACUGGAGUGGAUCUCCCCCCCUCCAUUAGAGCCCAGGGUGAUCCACUGCUGCAUUUGCUGCUCCCCCUUCAACACUGAGGGGAGGGGGAUGGUGUGGGUCAUUUCCCUCUGAAGGUAGUUUGGGGGCUGCCCCAUUCCAUGUUGCACAUCUAAGCUUUAAAGUCUGCAUCGGCCAGGCAGCGUCUCCACCAGGAGGUCACUGUGAUCUUUAGUGAGAUUUAGAUUAUUGUAACUCUCAUCUAACUAAGCUGUGUUGGUCACGCAGAUACCUGGACGGGGUUUUUGAAUACCUUUCUCCUGCUGGUCUCUUCUUCAUGUUCCUUCUCUUCCUCCCCUGGACACUGGGGUUCUUGUGAGCAUAGGUUAACUCUUCGAAUGCUAUGAAAUUUAAACAGAAAUUUAAUCUCCAAGAACAAUUGUUCACUCUUUUAAAUCUGCCUUAGGUGUUCUCAUAGAUCUGGUUAUUACAAAUUUUCAUAAGAAAUGCACGCCUAGCACAAUAAAUACGAAGACAAGAGGAAUUCCAUUCUGAAUUUUGGAAUUAUUUUAAAAUCCCUCAAUUCUGACAUUGUUUUUAAUUUUUUUUAAAAAAACCACACGGCAGGAGAAUGAAAUGCAUGGCAAUUGCUCACAGGCAUCACUGUGUUUGGGGGUGGACAGGCAUGGCCUCCUCCGUCAUGAAUGCGGUGGGAGAGAAGAGAACGGGAGCAGGGAGCAAGUCAGAUGUACAAGAAAGCCCCUAAGUGGAACUCUCAAGCUAAUGACGUUUUUGUGCUAGAACAGCAAUGGUGGGGAUGCGACACCUUCACAAGCAACAGGAAUGUCAGGGUAGGAGAAUAUCCAGACAAAUCUUGUGCAUAUUGAGGAAGAAGGUGGGACAAAGCCAGAAGCUGGGGCAAUGGUGUGGGAAACUCUUAAGGUUGUCGACAAAUUAGCUCCGCUGUUGCCUUUGCGAAGCUGGUUUGGGAGUGGGGGUGGGGAGUUGUUUCCGUUCCAUUGCCAGCUUCUCUGACUGGUGAGGAAACCGGGGGCCCACCUCCUAAGGGGUGGCCCCACUUUCAGCAGUCACGGUUGCAGGGCUUGGUUGGGGUCCGAAGCGGAGGAACUGAAUGCCCAGAGAAGUGGCUUCAGAAGGCCCCUUGCGCUCCAUCUGCAGGCCCGCUUGCAGCCACCGAAGCGGGCACUCUAUAGGGCUGGCUGGCCACAUCUAGGUCUCUCCUGCUGUGGCUUAGGCUCCUGUGCACCACACAUGGCUGUGCACCACACACGGCUGCCUCAACAGUGCCCUGAACAGCCAGCGGAGGGUAUCCAUCUCUGCUUCUCAAAAUAGGUGAGUCCGUGUCACCGUGAAGGACUUGGGAGAGGUGGCAGGCGAUCCCUGAGAAGCCAUGUUCUCAUUCUUCUUGCCCUCAGGCAGACAAUUUCCAGGGUGAUGAGUUUUUUAAAGUACACACAUUUUCUAAGGCGGAAAAUGAUCGCUCCUAAGAGAACGAUCAAGGAGCUGAAGAGCAAUCGCCCACUCUAGGGCUGAAGCUGCUGGGAGAGGGGAGAACCUCAGUGGGACCAUAGGGUAGGAGGGUGGAGAACUUCCUUGGGUUCUGGAAAAGGCUUGAAGCAGUUCUUGUGGGCACGGGUUCAAAGGAUUAGUGGAGGCCGCCUGACCAAUCAGCAGAUGGGUCCAAUGCCAGCUUGGAUAAAUGACCUCUCCACAUUUUCUACCUCUUUGGUGUUUCUUGAGAGCUUCCUCUGUCUGCCAACUACCAACUGCUGUCACAAGGAGGGGGUUUGGUCUUUGGCCACUUGGAUAGUCAACCCAUGGUUGAUCAAUUCCAUGGUGUAGAGGUUAAAACUGCGGCGAAUGUCAGCAGGAGCCAAAGCCAGCAGUAGUCGGGCUGCCUGUCGGACCCCUUCCCGCUCGUGAAUUGGGAUGGUGGUGCGGAAAGGCCCGGCGAAGCCUGGCAUGGGGGAAAAGCAAGCGUGUUGCCCCUGUCUCGGGUAGCUUGGUGUUCCUGGCAAUACGAGAUGCUUCCGAGACUGCAUCUUGCUACCUUGGAGAGUUGCAUAAAUCUAAAUGUCAUCUUAAAGAAGAGAGAACAGAAAAAAAUUAAAAAAGUAUAUACAAAAAAUAUUUUUAGGCCAGAGUUUUCUACAGGUAUUAAUGAAUAUUUUUCUUAAUCCUCAUAAGUUUUACUGUGUUUAAUAUUUCUUAAUACCGGUAGCAUUAAUUUAUACUUUUGUAGCAACACACUAUUUUUAUAAAACGCCACCACUUGGCUUGUCUUCGUGAGGGGAGGGGGGGAUUGUGUGAGGGCAAUGUGCUGACCCAUGUACUGUAUUUAAAAAGAGACAAGUUAUCUACUGUCACGCUUGCUGUGUGUUAAUAAACAAAAAGGAAACUUG
Messenger RNA from Pantherophis guttatus, 7094 nucleotides. Lineage: Eukaryota; Metazoa; Chordata; Lepidosauria; Squamata; Colubridae. The record is from RefSeq and is a predicted model, not a curated record.